GCACUUACCUCCUCGGAGCUGCAUCAACCCAAGAAGACCUCUCCUCAGAAGACCUCACCUCCCUCCAGCCAGCACCAUCUGCACUCCUGAGGGCCCACUCUCUUCUCUCCAGCCAGAUCUUUUAAUUUUUGCAGCAGCCGCAGCCGCAGCAUGACUCUUCGGUCUCUCCUCCUGUGCGCCUUGGCUCUCCUGUCUCUCCUCAGCUCUGCCCGGACCAGUCCCAUGUGUAAUAACCAUUGCUGCCGUUUCGUAGAGGGCUUCCCUGUCAGACUCAGGAGGCUCAGAGAGGACUAUUCCCACAUCAGAGACUUCUACGAAGCGAACGAUGACCUAGACACGGCGCUGCUGGAUCAGAGCGUGGAGGAGUCUUUCAAAAGCCCGUUUGCGUGCCACGCCAUGAACAGCAUCCUGGACUUCUACCUGAGCACGGUGUUGCCCACAGCCAUGGCCGGAGUGACGGAGGAAACCAAGGACCUGAAGCCUCACGUGGAGUCCAUACAGCAAAUCUUCGACGAGCUCAAGGAAGAUGUCACCAAAUGUAGAAACUUCUUCUCAUGCAAGAAACAGUUUGACAUCAAAAACAUAAACUCUACUUACACUCAGAUGGAGAAUAAAGGUCUAUAUAAAGCCAUGGGCGAGCUGGAGCUGCUGUUUAACUACAUUGAGAAAUACCUGGCCUCUAGACGGCGGCAAAACCAUGCAACCUCCACCUAAAGAUGAGAUCAAAAUGUGACUUCAUUCAUCUCAGGGGGGAAAAAAAGUUGCCUAUCGACUCUUGAACUUAUUUACAUCCAUGAUUUGUUCGUGGGUAUGCAUGUUGACAGAUUUAGAUUUUCCUCUGUGAUUCUGCUGAACUAAAGUCUUUGUUGUUCUGAGACUUCUGUUUAUGUUUUUGUCCUGGGGACAAGUACCAGUCUAGGACCAUAUUGUGUCUUACACACAUAGUUGUUGCAGUCAAAACUUUUACUAAGCUGAUAUAUUUAUUGUUUUUAUUUUUUAUUUAAUAAAUAAAUAACUGACUGAUAA
Molecule: messenger RNA, 1026 nt
Organism: Paralichthys olivaceus (Japanese flounder)
Lineage: Eukaryota; Metazoa; Chordata; Actinopteri; Pleuronectiformes; Paralichthyidae
Gene: il10
Product: interleukin 10
Biological process (GO): immune response
Cellular component (GO): extracellular region
Molecular function (GO): cytokine activity
Source: RefSeq, a predicted model, not a curated record